GUUCUAUGUUUACUUCCGGUAGUGCAAGUGUACAAUUUUUAAAGAUAAUUUACUAAAUUGAGUUCUUGUUUGCAUGCGUUACAAGUCAAGGAAAAGACAAAAAAGAUACCAAGGAUGUAAGCAAACUAAUUAAGGAAGUUUAGAACCCUAUAAAUUAAGACAGACUAAGAGAGGGGUGACAGAUUUGCCGAUAUCCUUUUAAAAAACAGAAACUCUCAUCUUGAUAAUGGAUGCAAAGUAAAUUCAGUACUUCCCUGAAAACUGCGGAUAUUUGUGAUAUAAGAGGAGAAGUUGAGAGUGACUGGUAGGGAACAGAGAGAUGGGACUGACUGAUAUGAUGACUACACAGAGUAAGCUGCUCCUAUUGCUAAGUUUGGUGUGUGCAUCAUGGGCUGAAGCCAUCAACCAAAACAAUGUAAUAGAGCAAGUUCAGCCUAAAGGUGGUGGUUGGAGGUUCGCAAAUUCAGAUAAUUCACCCAAUAACCAGGGGAACAUUCCACAGGAUAGACCUAUACAGCAAAAUGGGGCUCAGCAACCACAGUAUGAAAGAAUUGGGAAUAAGUUAUACAGUCAAGACCAGCUGAAGAACCUGAAGGAAGAUCUGAAACCCUUACAAAGCCUUGUAAACAGGAAUCAACAAUCAGUUCAAAACUUUGUUAAUCAGAAUGUUGCACAGAAUCAACGUGUUGUCCCGAAUAUAAACAAUGGUAACCAAGCUGAAAACACCAAUGUAGGCAAUGUUGAUGUUGAUAAUUCUAGACAAAGAAUUGAACCUGACAAUGCAAUACCAGUAAAUGGAGAUUCUCAGAAGGGGAUAUCUGUUGAAGUGAGGAAAGACUCUGUGAUAGGAAGAAGGAUUGUUGAUGGUUCUGAAAAUAUGGGAAAUGUUCAAAAUGACCAUCAAGCAAAUGGAAAUGGUGCUUUUGAUGUAGCCAAUAAUCCAGUGCCCCAGGGAGCUGAUGCUAAUAAAAUAACAGGGGAUCUGUUUGAUAAGAAGGAUACUAGAUCAGAUAAUAAUAAUGGUGGAAUACCAGGUCAUGUUCGUAUAAUUGAUGGUGAUGUAGAGAAGAACUUUAGAAAUGAUGAUAAUCAAGGAAUAGACACAAAUGAAAUACCUCGUAAUAUAGGGCUUCCUGCUGAUGUGAAUAAUGUAGAGAGAGAUCAACAGAACAGGAAAAAAGUGAUUCAACCAACUGAAGAAGAGAAACCAGGGAGUUUAAAGGUAGUUUGGGAUUGGAGUGACUUUGCUGUGAACUUUGAACAGUAUGUAAUGCCAGAGCAGAAAAUAAGAAGAGCACCUCAUUCAACAACAGGAGAACCAUGGCCAUUACCACAGUACUAUGUAUCCAAAAAGGACAAAAUAUACAGAAUUGACCGUGCUAGUUUUCGGUUUGAUCUCUCAAAAAUUAAGUGUGAUAUUAUAGAAAAAGCAAUAGAGAGGUACAGGCCAUAUGUUUUAGAAGAUCCAGUUGAGGAUGUGUAUGAUAAUUUUCAACAUUCCCAGAGUACAAUGUUUGAAGAUCCAUCCAUUAAGUAUGAUAAACAAUUGUUUUUAGAUGCACCUGUUCUUCCAAGAGUUUUGAUAAAGAUACGUAAACCAUGUUCUAAAUAUCCUACAGCCAAAUCUGAUGAGUCAUAUGAUUUGUUUGUAAAACGUACUGGUGUACAUAUUUGGGCAAAUGAGGUGUGGGGCGCUUUACGAGGUUUAGAAACUUUUAGUCAACUCAUCUUUAAAGGAACCAAUCAACUGUUGUACAUCCGAGACACAGUGAUUAAUGAUUAUCCACGAUUCUCUCACAGAGGUCUUCUUAUUGACUCGUCAAGACAUUUUAUAUUCAAGGAGACCAUCUAUGAUGUUCUGGAAGGCAUGUCACAAAACAAGAUGAAUGUUCUACACUGGCAUUUAGUAGAUGAUCAGUCCUUCCCAUUCUAUAGUAAUGCCUAUCCUGAUCUUAGUGCAAAGGGAGCCUUUCAUCCUUCUUUUGUGUAUAUGCCAGAAGAUGUGGCUGAUAUAAUAGAAUAUGCACGUUUACGGGGUAUACGAGUGGAACCAGAAUUUGAUACACCAGGUCAUACCUAUUCCUGGGGAUUAAGCAGACCAGAUUUAUUGACUCAGUGUUACCAAGGUGACAGACCUGUAGAUGGCUACCUGGGCCCUAUGGAUCCCACCAAGAACGAAACUUUCAGAUUCCUGAAAAAUUUCUUCAAAGAUGUCAUUCAUUCAUUCAAGGAUCAGUAUAUACACUUGGGUGGAGACGAGGUCCCUAUGACAUGCUGGCAAUCUAAUUCUGAAGUAACAAAGUUCUUGGCAAAACUAGAAGGUAAACCAGAGACUGAGAUCAGAAAUUCAGAUCCUUACUAUUACAGUUAUGACAUUAGAAAAGUGCUGGAAUAUUAUGUUACCAGACUUAUUAAAGAUAUCAAAAGUAUGAGCUCAACAAGAUCAUCUGGAGUUAGACUCGUGUUUUGGCAAGAAAUUAUGAACAAUAAUGUCCAGCUUCCAAAUGACACAAUUAUACAAGUAUGGCAGGGUGGUAUGGAGGAAGUAGAGAGAGCGAUCUCGCUCGGGAUGAAUGUCAUAUAUUCCUCUUGUUGGUACCUUGAUCUCAUUGAGUACGGUACAAAAUGGUCGAAAUAUUACCAGUGUGAUCCUGCUGAUGCAACUUAUGGAUUUAACAUUGAUGAGAGUAAGGUUCUUGGUGGAGAGGCGUGUCUGUGGGCGGAAUAUAUUGACAAUGAAAAUCUCAUGACUACGCUGUGGCCUAGAGCAUCUGCUGUAGCUGAGAGGUUAUGGAGCAGUAAGGAAGUGAGGGAUUUAGAUGCUGCAGCUGCAAGACUUCAGGAGCAUAGGUGUAGAAUGCUCAGUCGAGGUUUGGGUGUUGGUCAGAUAAGUGGUCCAGAUUACUGUUUACGGAGGGGAAAGAGAAGACAGAGUGUGAAUGAAACAUCCAGUAACUGUACGCAGGCACAGUGUUCAGGAUACAAUGAGAAGAGUCGUUUUGAGGUAGAAAAUAUUAAGGUGGAGUUUGAGCAAAAGGGAGGGAGAAUUUCCGACUGUUCUCAGGCUGUGUUACAAGCAGGCGGCCAGUUAACAGUAGUCAUACUUCUAUUAAUUCUUGUUGCCAUAGCAGCGACCUUGACCGUUACAAAGAAAAAAAUGGCACAGGUUAGAAUGUGUAAAAAUAAAACAAUAUUAUUGGUUUUUGUGACAUUAAUUCUAGUAUAUUUUAUGUGCUAUACUUCCAUUUGGAUGCAAGCUAUGGAAUUUAAAGGAUCUUUUGAAAAAAGAGUGAGUUCAAAUGUACAACAGACAUAGUAUUUAACUUAUUUUAGAUUGUGUAGUGAUAAACUAGGUUUCUCCUUUACACAGGACACAAAGCUGGUCCAUUUUACAUAGUAGUUUCCUUUGUUAUAACAAACCAAGACAAAUAUUAAGGAACAGAAAUGUUGGGUAAUUUUUGUAUUUGAGUUUUUCAAAAGAAUUGCAUAGUGUAAAAUUCAGAUAUAUGUGUAGAAAAUAAUACUUGCCUGAUAAGAUACAAUGUUCAAACAAAGGAUUUGUGUUCUGGAGAUAAAAUGAUGAGAAUUAUAUGUUAAACCAUGCUUGUGCUAUACUCGCCAAAAUGAAUGAAGUAAUGUUACGUGUUCAUUAAAUUUUUUCCCUCAUAUGUAAAUAAGUUAAUGCUAAGAAAGGGAAACUGUUAUUGAAAAUAUCAAUCACUUGUAUAUACUUCAAGGUAAAGGUGAAAGAUGAAUGCUUCUGCUGGUCGUCUUUUCUCUCGACACAUCAUGAUUUGGGCGUUUCCCCAUAUAAACUUACUUUAGAGAAGUUUUAAAUGUUCAAGAUUUAAUCCAUGUUCAUUUUGUGAUAAUGUUAUAAUAUUAAUGUGAUUGACAAGCAUUAUUUUCAAAGUGAUUGGCUAUAAAAGUAGUCCUAUGUUUAUUAUAAAAUGAUAGAAAGAUUACACUCUUUUAAUGUAAGAUCAAAAUAUAUUUCACAGAGUGAUCACAUGAUGCAAUAUUUUUAUGAGUGGCAUGAAUAUAUUCCAGCUGGUGUCAAUGAGUGAAAUAUGGUUUGAUAUUACAUGCACAACAAACAAGUUUUCUAUUUAUCCCAUGUUUUUUUUGUGGUUUUAAGUCAUUUUGACUGUAUUUUUAGCUGUUUUACAUGAUGAGGUCAUAAUCAUGAUGUCAUCAGCUCAUGAUGUCUCAGUGUUUAUGUUGAAUAUCAAUUCUGUAAAAUUUCAAAUAUUUAUGUGAUUCUGUUACCAUCUUCACAGUGAAAUUAUUAAAUGUUAUUUUACUGUCUACUGGAAAGCUUGUUAUAGAAUAGUUAUAGGAUUAGUUUGCUAUUUAAAACUGUACACACCAGUACUUCACCACCAUCAGAAUUAUUACAAGAUGAAAGUAGCAUCAAUAGAGACCGUGUUGGCUCAACACUUUCCAUUCUAAUAUAUACGUAAAGUGAUGUGAUGUAUUUAAGUGAAAUGACAAAGUAAAGUGAUGUGACGAGCAAGUUUAUACAAGCUAUUGAUAUGUGAAUAGUUCAAUGUGUGCCAUAACAUGAUGAUAUACUUAAGUGUGAUAUACAUGUGUUAUGAUAAGUGUUAUUAUCAUAAAAUAUAAUCAGUGAUUAAAAAAUUUAUAUAUGUUUGAAUAUUUACCACACAGAUAUAAAGUAUUGGAUUUAGUUACAUAAUUAUAUCUAUAGGGGAAUUUUAUCAGAACUUUUGUGUUUGAAGAAAAAAAAAAUAUUUUGUAAAAUAUGUGUAGACAUCUAACAUGAGAGUCUUGAAAAAUUUUAGAAUAUGUUCUAAAUGUUCAUUAAAUGUGAAAAAGCUUCAUUUUUAGACUCUCAAAAGAUAAAAAAAUGUACAUAUAUUUUGAAGGAAGAAUUUAUGCACUUCUUUGUUUCACUAAUAUGAGCUCUUAAUUGGCACUUUAUCUGUACAUGUAGAUUUAUGUAAACUGUUAGAUACAGUUAUUUAUAUAAGUGCUGUUUUUCCAUCACCCGGUGUGAUACGUUCCUGUUAUAUGUAUAGAUAUACUUUUUGUUUGACUUUAGUGAGGAGUUAAAGAAAAAUGAAUCUCUGAUGAUACACUGUUUAAGAAAUAACAUUUACAGUUCUUGAACCAAAGAUCAUAGAUGUAUGAAAAUAGAUCCUUUCCAAACUUUAUCUAUUGACAUAUAUAAUUAUAUUUCAAUAUUGAAAAUAUUGUUUACAGUUUUUUUGUGUUUUUUUUGUUGAAUAUGUGUAUACAUUGUAAUUUGUAAGUAAGUUAAUAUUUUUUGUUAAAACCUUUUAAGGCUAACUUUUGAAAAUAUAAAGGAACUUUUAUAUUUACACAUUUUGUAUAUAGAUUUUAUAAUUUUUGUAAUGCAUUUAUAUCUGUUCAGUUUAAGUGAAAAGAUAUUCUAUGUUAUUGUUUUGUAUCAGUAUUUAUUUCAUAUAUAACUUACCCACCGGUAUCACAGUUAUCAAAUUACUAAAAUCAAAGAGAAAUUUUUAUAUAUAAAUAUUUAUUAUCAGAUUUUAGAAAUUAUUUAUGUUAAUAACAUCUGUUUUGUAAACUUAACUUAUUUUUCUUUGGCCCAUUUUAUGUAUUGUGGUCAGUCUUCGUCCGUUAAUGGUCAUACCAUCAUUAAUUAUUGCGGGAUUUCUGGAUUAUCAUUUUCUCGCAUGUCAGACUUUCUUUACUGAUAGUUUUACACACACUGGUAAUUUAAUCUGACAUUCGGCACUUCAUUCAAGUUGUAAAUUUAUAUGCUGUUAUUAGAAAAUAAUUGCAGAUAAAAUGAGGUACCAAUGUGGACCUGUCCAUAGAUGGUUAUGAGGCUUGCUACUGGAUGGUUACCCGUGAUAACUCAUUUCAUCUGUUAACUAUUUUCAUAUGAAAGCGUAUGAAUUUACAACUUGAAUGAAGUCAUGGUGGAGCAUGCUAGAUGAUGGGUGGUAAUGAUGUUACUGGGCAAGUUCCAAUAGGAGAGAUAUUUCUAUCUUAACCACAAAAAUAUGACUGGUAUUAUCAUCAUACUUAAAUAGCUACAAUCUUUAUGUAGUUGCUUGAAACAGUAGCCUUCGAAGAAAAAUGAAUAUCACCCCCUUUUUGUGGUUGUGUACAAGAUUUGGUCAGCCGAGUUAAACAUUGAGAGAAUAAAGUUGUAAACUAAUAGUACAACUUCAGGUGAAAUAAAUGAUGUUCUUGCCCAGUUUCUCAGGUUAACAAUCCAUGGCCCUUAAGGACCUCUUGUAUUAUUCAGAGUUUUGUAUUCACAUUUAUUUUGUACUUUGAAUAACAAAAUUUAAUUUAAGUAACAAAAGGAGAGACCAUUUAUUAUGUACUUAUGUUUUAGUAUUUUAUACUUUAAGACUUACAGACUAGCACUUCCAUACAGGGUAUUUAUAUAUAUUUUUUGUACAUACAAUGUACAUACUACCUUUUUGUUCAUAGGAUAACUUACAAAUACCAGUUUAUAGUAUUAGUUUUGCAUUUAUAGUAACAAUGCACUCAGAGAUUUCAGUUUAGAAGUAGAAUUUCAGAAUUAUCUAGUUAUGAUAUUGUUGAAAUUGACAAUUGGAUAGUGUCAUAUCUAAUACAAUACAUACUAGUGUAAAAUAAAAGAAAGAAUAUUCAAUGCUUGCAUUAUAACAUAAAUGUAUCUCUGCAUUUGUUCUCCCUAUAAGUCUAGAAAGGAGACUUUAAGCCUUGGACAAGCUACAUCAUGUGACAUGCUGUGACAAUUUGGUUAACAAUAAUAUGUCUAAUAAGAUUUGCAUAGUGAAAUUAUUUAUGUAGAGCAGCUGACAAUUAUUUGCAGAAAGAACAAGUCAGUACUGGUAGAGAAACCAGGAGAACUUGAACAACGAAUACCAUCAUAUAUGUCAUUCUGUUCCCUAGGAUUUAUCUUGUCUAUUUCCAAAUUAUUAUGAUAAAAUGCGUUUUAAUUAUUAAAUAGAAAGGUAGUGGACACUUUUUCAUUUUCUUAUAUCCAAGGUCAUAAUCAUUAUAGUGGUGUGACAAAUACAUGUUUUUCUGGAAGUGUAUUUUUUGUUUUUGCUUAUUUUAUUUUUUGUUUGUGUUUGUUUUUGUUUUUUUUUUGCCUGUUUAAGCUUUUUGUUGUUAAUUAUUUCACUGCCUUAUUUUGUUUUGAGCAGAUGAGAGUAUGUUGUAGUUAAUAUGAACUUUAACAAGAUUAGUAUGGGUAUAGUGACAGUAAAAUCAAGUCAUGUCUUUGAUAGGUAAAUGUACAUGCAAUCAUUUAUUCAUGUGAGCAAUAAUUUAUGUGUUUGAUUGUUAAUUUUAGCAAUUAUUUAUUUGAGCAAAUUUUCAGAAAAGUGAUUUUUCAUGUAAGCAUUUAUUCAUAUGAGCAAUUAUUUUAUGAAUGAUAUUUCAUACGAGCAAUUAUUCACAUGAGCAAUUAUUUUUAUGAAUGAUAAUGUAUUUCAUGUGAGCAAUUAUUCAUAUGAGCAUGUUUUUUUCUCUCAGCGAUAAUUCAUUUGGGCAAUUAUUCAUAUGAGUGAUAAUUGAUAUAAGAAAUAAUUCAUGAGUGAUUAUGCAUAUUGGUUAUUAUUCAUUUGGAUAAUUAUUAAUGGGUGAUUAUUUGUGUGAGGAGCUAUUAUUCAUAUGAGCAAUUAUUCAUUCGAAUAUUUAUUCAUGAGUGAUUAUUUUUGUGAGCAUUUAUUCAUUUGUGUGAGCAUUUAUUCAUAUGAACAGUUAUUCAUAUGAGCAAUUAUUCAUAUGAGCAAUUAUUCAUGUGGGUAAAUAUUGAUUUGGGUGAUUAUUCAUGAGUGAUGAUAUGUGUUAGCAGUUAUUCAUAUAAGCAAUUUUUCAUGUGAGUAAUUAUUCAUGUGAAGUAAUUUAUUCAUGAGCACCAUGGGCCCUAGCUAAUGACCAGAGAUUGCUGUAUACCAUUUUUGGCUGACAGAUCUGAUGAUGAAAUUAAUUUAAAUCAUUAUAAAUAUUGUUAAUGUACAUUGGCUUUGUUAGAGUUUAAUUAAGAAUGUUCAUGACACAUAAAAUGCUUGUUUGCUAUGUGAAUGUAUAACAUUUUAAAACAAAUAUACUAGUAACGUUUUAAGUUACAUGUACAAAAAAUAUCAUUGGCAAGAACAUCUUUUGAAUUGUGUAAUAUUUCAUAUAAAUGUUGUUUUAGUGUAGCUGUAGAUAUACAGGUUUAAAGAUGAAAUAAAAGGCAAACAUAAGGCAGUAUGGAAUAAGUGAUGAUAAAUAUAUAAAUAUCUUAAUUUAUAUGCCUAGAUAUGUCCAUCUAUACAUGCAGUAUACACAUUGUAUGAAUUGUAGAAUUAUUUAUUUUGAAAUAAUAAAAUUAUGUUAGUGGUAUAUGCAAUGACUUAAAUAUUGUUAACAUUACUACAAACGGUUGCCACACAAAUUUAUUUUCUUCUUUUUCCCUUUAAUUUGACUUAUUACAGUGCUGAAAAUAUCACUAUUUGUACAAUGAAAGGUAAAUACUUUAAACUAUAUAAACUGUUGUUCAAAUAAUUAAUUACCUCAGAAAUGUAUUUUUACAUUUUAAUAUCAGAUGUUAAGACAUUCUGAUAUUACAAUGAAAUAAAUAUAACCGAGAAAUCCAUAGAAAGUUUUGUAAAAUAGUACUGCUUUUCAUAAGAUAAUUCAGGUCCAUUUUUUGUGUUGUGAAUCUAUAUUAUUUGUAUAUUUUGCUCUUUCAUUACAUUAUGAUUUUUUAUGCCCCUCUCAUGUAAAGGAAUGGGUAUAUAAUUGCUGCUUUGUCUGUCUACCAUGAAGUGAACAUAUUGAGUACAGAUUGAUAAAUAUCUUGAUUUUCUUGUUUAAAUAACACAGUGCACCCAGUCCGCAGUAAAAAUGUGUAUGAUAUGGUUUUUGAAACCUCAGAUUCCAAAAGGCAUUAAAGUAUAAAGCCUUAUUCAUUAUCAUUAUUACCAUAUUGUGUCAGACAAGUCCUAAUAAACAAUCCAGCUUGGAGCUUGUUGGUUUCACAAAUGAGCUGCGUCACGACAAAACCAACAUAGUGGGUUUGCGACCAGCAUGGAUCCAGACCAGCCUGCGCAUCCGCGCAGUCUGAUCAGGAUCCAUGCUGUUCCCUUACCAACUCUAUUACAUGUAGAGAAACUGAUAGCGAACAGCAUGGAUCCUGAUCAGACUGCGCGGAUGCACAGGCUGGUCUGGAUCCAUGCUGGUCGCAAACCCACUAUGUUGGUUUUGUCGUGACACGGCUCAAAUAUUUUGUUAAUCCUCUGUCUCAGAAAGGUAAUAUGGUUAUAUCAAUGACUUCUGUCUGUUCAUCUGUGUGUCUUUACAGUUUCUGUGACUGCUAUACAGAUAAAUAUCAUGAGGUUUUGGUUAAAUGUUUAAUUCAUGGAGAUAAUGUGUAGAUCAAUGUGGUAUUUGAAAAAACACAUUGUAAUUCCAACUUUAUAAACUUAUAAUGCAGGAGGGUUUGUUUUUUUUGUUUUGUUUUUCUUCAUAAUCAGUUUUGUUGCAGUAAGCUUAGAUGAUAUAUUUAUUUGUCUGGAAUGUUUACUUUUCUGUUACCAAUUUUUGGCAAAAUCAUUUGUAUUUCAAAUGCAAUUGUAUUUUUAAUUUAUACAAAAAAUCAAAUAAUGAUAAAACAACACGAAGUAACAUAUUUGAAUGUUUAAUUUUUACAAUAAUGAUUGUAUCACUUAACUUGAAAAUGUGAUUUUAGUAUUUAGUUUAUCUUAUCACUUGGAAGAUUUAAAUGAAAUUAAAACAUUUUGUUGUAACAGUCUUAUAGUGGUACCAUAAUUGGUAGAUAAUGGAUAUAAUAAUUAAGAUAUAAUGGUCUUUAAUAAACAUAUAAAUUUUGUCUGAACUGAAAAAGUAAUUUAACAAUUGGAACUCUUUUAAGAUACGAAUAAUCAAUAUGUGUUACCCAGUAUCACUUUUUAAGUACUGAUUUGAUAAUGAAAUAACAUCUCUUUUUCUACCAAAUUAACUCACUCCCAAAAAUUUUUAAGGAAAUUUUGCAAGGUGUGUAUUAAUUAGAGAAUUUAGGAUGUUAAUUUAUAACUUUGUUAAAUUAAAUGCAUGAUAUAAAUUACUCUAUAAAAAUGUUAAUAAUUUCUAAAACACAAAUAAAGUUUUGUUACUUUUAUACAUAUACUAAUCAUGAAAGUCUCUAAAAUUUUUAUGAAGCUUGUUUUUAACAUUUGUUUGAUGAAGAUAAUAUCAUAUUUUCCAUAAUCUAUAUAUACAUGUCUGUAUAUUUUCUUGUAAUGGUAAAUAAGUGCUGAAAAGAUAAUUUGGUUAAUUGUCUUCCACCUUAAAUGUUUUUGCACACAUUUUUGAAAAUCAGUAUAUGGUUGUUUUAGUACUAAGAUACUUACAAAUAAAUAGAUAUAUUUCUAUACAAAUAGAUAUAUAGUAAAACAUGUGACCCUCAACUUUCUGGACCUUUGUCACCAGUAUAGAGCCGGACCAGCUUGUAUAUCUAUGCAGUCUGACCUGGCUCUAUACGGUUGGUAGAUCAAUUUUUGAAUACUGAUAAUUGAAAUCCCUUUAACUUUAAACAAGCUGUUCCAAAUUUAAAACAGCAAAUCCAUUAGACAAAUUCAGCAGGUAAAGAUUAAACUAUAUUAAAAUAUUGUUAAAGAAGUGUUUAUUUUUACUAGAGAUUGUUGUACAAUUCAUUUACAAUUGAUAUAUUUAUGUACAUGUUAAUGUUGUUUACUGUUGGAAAAUAUGAUAGAAUAUGUUUGUACUGUGUACAAAGAGAGGCAAAUGUUCAUACACUGUGACCAUCUGCUUUGUGUAUGUUGGCAUGACAGGCAAUAAAUCAUUCAAAAAUA
Messenger RNA from Ruditapes philippinarum (Manila clam), 10814 nucleotides. RefSeq lists its product as uncharacterized. The transcript has 18 exons. The coding region runs from base 320 to 3316 and encodes 998 amino acids. Gene Ontology annotation, molecular function: beta-N-acetylhexosaminidase activity. Lineage: Eukaryota; Metazoa; Mollusca; Bivalvia; Venerida; Veneridae. The record is from RefSeq and is a predicted model, not a curated record. Gene Ontology annotation, cellular component: membrane. Gene Ontology annotation, biological process: ganglioside catabolic process; carbohydrate metabolic process; glycosaminoglycan metabolic process.